Spodoptera littoralis (African cotton leafworm) is the source of this 1014-nucleotide messenger RNA. The record is from the annotation of a GenBank genome assembly. NCBI's taxonomy places the organism in Eukaryota, Metazoa, Arthropoda, Insecta, Lepidoptera, Noctuidae.
AUGGCGAACCGUAGUGGGCCUGCUAGACGCGUUCCUGAAACAGAACCUACAAUAACUUACGUUCAAUGCGAUGGAUUGGCGGUAAUGAAAAUAGUGAAACACUGCCAUGAGGAAUCAUGCAGCAACAUGGAAGUGGCUCAAGGAGCCUUGCUUGGAUUGGUUGUGGAGAACCGCCUGGAGAUCACCAACUGCUUCCCAUUCCCGAAGCAUGAUGAUACCAUGGAUGAGGAGGAGUACCAGCUUGACAUGAUGAGGAGACUCCGCCGUGUCAAUGUUGAUCAUUUUCAUGUUGGAUGGUACCAGAGCGCAGAUGUCGGUAACUUCCUGAGCCAGUCGCUUUUGGAGUCGCAGUAUCACUACCAGACUUCCAUUGAGGAGAGUGUGGUGGUAAUCUAUGACACCAAGAAGUCUGCUCGCGGCUUCCUGACACUCAAGGCUUACCGCUUGACUCCUCAGGCCAUCGCCAUGUACAAAGAGGGCGACUAUACACCCGAAGCCCUGCGUAACUUGAAGAUUGGCUACGAGAGCCUGUUCAUUGAGGUGCCCAUCGUGAUUCGCAACUCUCCGCUCACCAAUAUCAUGAUGUCUGAGCUGUCGGAGAUGAUCCCUGAGGAGGAAGGAUCCAAGUUCCUGGAUUUGGGAACCGCUUCAGUAUUGGAAGGACAACUCCGUAGCCUAAUGGAACGCGUCGACGAACUCAACCAGGAAGCUAUCAAGUUCAACCGCUACCAACAACUGGUGGUGCGUCAACAACAAGACAAGCACCGCUGGUUGGCCAAGAGGACACAAGAGAACUUAGCUAGGGCCGCUAAGGACGAACCUCCACUACCUGAAGAAGAUGUCAACAAACUCUUCAAGCCCCACCCAGUACCGCCUAGGCUUAACCCCAUGAUCGUAGCUGGUCAGAUCAACACCUACAGCCAACAUAUAAGCCAGUUCUGCUCACAAAGUCUUGCUAAAUUGUACCUGACGCAAGCGCUCCAAAACGCUAAGGAAUCCAAGCAGAACAACUAA